AUGUGGCUUUCUCCCGGAGCAGAGGCACCACAGGCGGUCGCUGAGGCCGAGGCUACCGGUGGUAAGGGCCCGGGUUUACCGCAGGUCCGUGGACUUUACGGUCGAGAUGAGACAGAGCUCCAGGACAGCGGGAAGAGACGAGGACCAAGACCCAGACCGAGCCGAGGUCUGGAAACGACAACGUGUAAGUGCAGCCUCAGCGACGCAGCAGCUGUGCAGACCAGGCCCCUCCCCCUGCCUGACCUUUGCCGCCGCCUUUAUGUCCCAAAAUACAGCCGCGACCUGCACGGGCUCAAGUUCAGCCACAUUUAUCCAGGAGCGGGACAACAGAGGGGGCAGCUGUCUGAGCCCGAGUCCACCUCAGAGUCCAGUCCACCUCAGAGUCUACCUUAUAGUCUACAUUUUGGGUCUAACCUCGGAGUCUUCUUCGGAGCUGCCACAUCACUAUCAGAGGCAGGUGUGGCCUCAGAGGUGGAGCUCAGCAUGGACACCCCAGAGGACCCCCUGGUGGCCCAGGCCCUGGCCCAGUUCCAGUGCACCCUCCAGGCCGCGGUGCGAGAGGUGCACGUGGACGUCAGCGCCUUCAAGCAGAGGGUGGAGCGCAGGAUAGAGGACGUGAGUGCGAGCCACGCCCCGCUGACGGAGGCCGUGUCCCGGCUGCAGGAGGAGAACCAGCAGCUCAGGGUGAAGCUGGAGGCCCUCAGCCGCAUGGUGGAGGGCCUGACCCGACUGAGGCCCGACGGGAACCUGGAGAUGGGCAUGCACAACGGACAUGAGGUCCUGGAAGACAAGAGAGAAGAGAGGGAUCAGAGCUGUCCGCCCAGAACAGCAGGUCCUGAGCUCUGCUCUGAGAGUCCUGGAGUAAACCCUGAGCUCUGCAACCAUGACCCCACCUCAGGCCCAGGACCAGAGCCCCCCGCACCUCCUCCUGCCCUCCCCAGCAGCCCGGCACCUCCUCCCUGGAGGACCAGGAGACUCGUCGACAGCAGUGACACAGACGUGAAGAGAGAGCGGAGCGCCCCCACAGUCGGACAGCAGAGCGGGACACUGACAGACAAAGACCCUGAGGUGACGGGCCGACCUCACCUCCCUCUCACUGCGGUGGCUAAGACCAGUCCAGAGCUGGGGACUGAGACCAGUCCAGAGCUGGGGACUGAGACCGGACCAGAGAUGAGGACUGAGGCCAGACCAGUGACGGGGACUGAGACCAGGUGCACAGCUGCAGAGACCAGGACCUCCAAACACACACAAGAGGCAGAGGGGCCUCUCCCGCACCGUCCCGUCACAUCCACCAGUAAAGCAGCUGCAGACGACAAGGCUCCAGCUGAGAACAGUGCCCCCUACAGGAGAGGCUCCUGUGCUCUGAAGGAGGUGACACUGCCAUCAUCCCAGGACCAGGUGGGCUCAGCUGUGGAUUCCUUGGCCCACUCCCCCCUCACCGCACUGACCAGGACUAGCCAGGAGCCCGGCCCGACCAGAAGUGACCACACACACAUGAGUAGCCAGUCCCCACGGCCAAGGAGAGCGGAGGCUGCCUUCAGACCAGAUGUGACUGAGCCUAAGUGUCACUCUGUUGUACUGUCUGCUGGGAGUAAAACCGGUCCAGAGUGUGAGGCGGUCCCCUUCCCCUCCUCCCCCCCUGACCCUUCCUCCCCCACCUCCCCCUCUGACCCACAGUCCUUCUGUCUGUCCUCUCUGCAGGACACCCCCACCAGGCCCGGAGAGUACCCCUUCAAACGCACUCCCAUCGUGAAAACGCCCAGUCCCAUCCUGAAGAGGAGUGUGAGCUUCCCCCAGCCCACAGAGAAACUCCUGCCGUCCAAAUCCAUCAUAAAGUCUGGAUUCUCUCCCAGUUUGGCCAAAAAGAGCCUGAAGUCUGGAGGCAGUGGUCCGGAGCUGAAGUCCCAGAUUCUCCCUCGGUCCAACGGGGCUCAGGUCAAGAGGGCCAUGUUCGAGAGGAUGAACUCGGAGCCAAUCAAGCCAAAAGACGGUAAGCCCAAACUGAAGCGGUCUCAGAGUUUUGGUGUGUCCAGCGCCAGUGGCAUCAAACAGAUCCUCCUGGAGUGGUGUCGCUCCAAAACCAUUGGAUACCAGAACAUUGACAUCCAGAACUUCUCGUCGAGCUGGAGCGAUGGCAUGGCCUUCUGUGCCCUGGUCCACUCCUUCUUCCCUCUGGAGUUUGAAUACAACGAUCUGAAGCCAGAAAACCGCAAGCAAAACCUGCAGCUGGCCUUCUCCACCGCAGAGAAGCAGGCGGACUGUCUGCGUCUGAUCGAGGUGGAGGACAUGCUGAACAUGGGGGACAAGCCGGACCCCAUGUGUGUCUUCACUUAUGUGCAGUCCCUCUACAACCACCUCAAGCCCCCCCUGUCGCCCUGUGAGCUGCCCUCAAAGCCACACUCCCCUCCUGCUGUAGGCCACACCUCUCCUGCUACAGGCCACACCCCUCCUGAUGUAGGCCACACCUGUCCUGCUACAGGCCACUCCCCUAAUGCUACAGGCCACACCUCUCCUGCUACAGGCCACUCCCCUCCUGCUGCAGGCCACACCUCUCCUGCUACAGGCCACUCCCCUAAUGCUACAGGCCACACCCCUCCUGCUACAGGCCUCUCCUCUCCUGCUACAGGCCACUCCCUUUUGCUACAGGCCACGCCCCGCCUGCUACAGGCCACCCCCCUCCUGCUACAGGCCACACCCCUCAUGCUACAGGCCACACCCCUCAUGCUACAGGCCACACCCCUCCUGCUACAGGCCUCUCCUCUCCUGCAACAGGCCACUCCCCUCCUGCUACAGGCCACACCCCUCAUGCUACAGGCUACUACCCUCCUGCUACAGGCCACUCCCCCUUUGAAACAGGCCACACCCAUCAUGCUACAGGCCACUCGCCUCCUGUUUCAGGCCUCUCCUCAGCUGCUACAGGCCACUCCCCUCAUUCUACAGGCCACACCCCACCUGUUGCAGGCCACGCCCCUCCUGGUACAGGCCACUCCCCUCCUGCUACAGGCCAGUCCCCUCCUGCUACAGGCCACUCCCCUCCUUCUACAGGCCACUCCCCUCCUGCUACAGGCCACGCACCUCCUGGUGGUGGUCGUCACUAGUGUUUGA
Molecule: messenger RNA, 3105 nt
Organism: Knipowitschia caucasica
Lineage: Eukaryota; Metazoa; Chordata; Actinopteri; Gobiiformes; Gobiidae
Source: the annotation of a GenBank genome assembly